Messenger RNA from Adineta ricciae, 666 nucleotides. NCBI's taxonomy places the organism in Eukaryota, Metazoa, Rotifera, Eurotatoria, Adinetida, Adinetidae. The record is from the annotation of a GenBank genome assembly.
AUGUUGACAAGUGCUUACAUUGAUCAUACUUUGUUAAAACCCGAAGCGACGUUAAAGCAAAUUGAUCAACUAUGUGCAGAGGCAACCGAACAUAAAUUUGCAACAGUUUGUAUCCAGCCUUGUCAUGUGAAGUAUGCUGCCGACAAGUAUUCGGUACGUGUUUGUACCGUCAUUGGAUUUCCUCUGGGAGUAACAAGUACGCAAACAAAGAUAUUUGAAUGUCAACAAGCUUUAAGCGAUGGUGCCCAAGAGAUCGACAUGGUUAUUAAUAUUGGCAAAGUCAAAGACGGCAAUUUCGAAUACGUACAGAAUGAAAUCGAACAAUUGGCUAAACUGGUUCAUUCAUCCGGUGAAAACAAGCUUUUAAAAGUUAUUAUCGAAACAUGCUUGUUGAAUGAAGUUGAAAAGCAGAAGCUAUGUCAAAUCGUUGGCGAUGCCGGUGCGGAUUUUAUAAAAACUUCAACGGGAUUUUCAACCGGCGGUGCGACGUUGGAUGACAUUAAAUUAUUACGGCAAUAUUCACCGAAGCAUGUGCAAGUCAAAGCAUCUGGUGGUAUACGAGACAGUAGUUUUGCGAAGGAGCUGAUUCAAGCCGGUGCCACGCGUCUUGGAACAUCAUCUGGCGUUGCUUUGAUGAAAGACAUUCCUACAACAUCGAAUUAUUAG